This is a messenger RNA of Bactrocera dorsalis (oriental fruit fly), 1179 nucleotides long. Its product is annotated as cytochrome c oxidase subunit 3-like. The transcript has a single exon. The annotation marks the transcript as partial. Gene Ontology annotation, cellular component: mitochondrion; membrane. The record is from RefSeq and is a predicted model, not a curated record. Gene Ontology annotation, molecular function: cytochrome-c oxidase activity. Gene Ontology annotation, biological process: mitochondrial electron transport, cytochrome c to oxygen. Lineage: Eukaryota; Metazoa; Arthropoda; Insecta; Diptera; Tephritidae.
CCCUUAACCGGAGCAAUUGGAGCUAUAACCUCUGUCUCAGAAUUAGUAAAAUGGUUCCAUCAAUAUGACAUUUCAUUAUUUGCUUUAGGAAAUAUUAUUACUAUUUUAGCAGUAUAUCAAUGAUGACGAGAUGUAUCUCGAGAAGGAACUUUUCAAGGACUACACACCUUGCCCGUAACAUUAGGACUACGAUGAGGAAUAAUUCUAUUCAUUUUAUCAGAAGUCUUAUUUUUUGUAUGUUUUUUCUGAGCAUUUUUCCACAGAAGUUUGUCUCCAGCUAUCGAACUAGGAGCUAUAUGACCCCCUGCAGGAAUUCAACCCUUUAAUCCAUUCCAAAUUCCACUAUUAAACACAGCUAUUUUAUUAUCUUCAGGAGUUACUGUUACAUGGGCCCAUCAUAGUUUAAUAGAAGGUAAUCAUUCUCAAGCAACACAAGGACUAUUUUUUACAGUUCUUCUAGGAAUUUAUUUUACUAUUCUACAAGCACAUGAAUAUAUCGAAGCACUAUUUAUUAUUGCAGACUCAGUUUAUGGUUCUACCUUUUUUAUGGCAACAGGAUUUCACGGAAUUCAUGUAUUAAUUGGAACAACAUUUCUUAUAGUAUUUUUGCGAAUUUACUCCUUACUAGUUUACUUUACUAGGUUCGUAUCUCUGGAUUGACAAAUAAAACCGUUUAAUUCACUUCAACAAAAUCUCUUUAUUUUACAACUCGUCUACACUAUAGCAGUUUACUCUUAGCACUAGUUGAUAACGUUGGCGCUGCCACGGCUUAUAUAGCCACGCACUUCUCGCUGAUGCCGACGUGUCCUUCUAGAAUAUUGCGUCUGGAAAUUACCAGAACAUAAUGCUAUACGGCGCCAGACGCAAGCAAACAGCCGCGGCGCCAGACUCAGCAAUUGUUUAGGUAGACAAGCAGACAGUGCAGCGCCAGAUGUCUAUUGUUUCGACAAGCAGACAGCCGCGGCGCCAGAUGUCUACAACAAGACAAAUGCUAUUCCAUAUACCUACAGCUAUUGUUCAUAAUAAGGGAUGCAUAUAGCAAUACAAAUACAACUUAAUACUACUUUUGUAACAGUAUGUUUAAUUCGACAUUUAAACAACCACUUUUCUAAAACUCACCACUUUGGAUUUGAAGCAGCUGCAUGAUACUGACAUUUUGUUGAUAUCGUCUGAUUAUUC